AUGCAGCAGAUCGACCCGGCCGCCUUGAGUCGGUCGGACUCGGCCUCAAAUCCGGCGAAGACUGCGGCGCCAAAUGCUUCGACUGCUGUCAAGUCGUCCAGAGCUCUCAUUUCCGUCCCGCGACUCGAUCUCGAACAUGCCUACACGGACCUGAAGGCCGCCAUCGGAGACAAGUGGGCCGAGUACAAGGAAGCCACUGCCUUCUUCUUACUAGGGCAUUAUAACCAGAAUGAAUACGCGUCGCGAGUCGACUGUAUCCUAUGCGCCGACCCCAAGACCGAGCAUCUACACAAUAAUUUCAUCUGCGCGAUCAUCGGGAACUUGACGCGAGACCUCCCCGAUCAUGGCGUCGCAAAUUGGGUCUCGGCGAAUGACAAGCCUUCGACGGUGUCCAAGCCCGUCUCGGGUGAUGCCGCCGAGCAGAGACUGAAGACGGAGGUCAUGCAAUUACCUCCUAGAGACCGUCGGAGAAUUAAGGGGAUUCCUGAGCGCGAUCCAAAUGAUGUCGUACCGAACGAACUGGAGGAAUAUCAUCUCGCAAAACAGAUCACGCUCCCGAGCCAGGUUCCCGCAAGCGCAGGCGGAUUAAACAAGACCAACUGGGAGUUGGAAAUACGAAAACGAUACGCGCAGCCCCUCGCCGCAGAAACAGGGGAGUUCCCCGACGCGGAAUCGAUUCAUGCCCGCAUGGUCCCCAUGUGUUACGAAGAAUCACUCCCCAGUGGCGCCGGUCUGCCCUGUGCUGAAUUUAUGGCCAUUGCGACGGAAACAUUCGUGAAGGAGGUUUUAUCUGCGGUGUUCUCUCGUACUCGGUCCAACGGUCCGUCGGGCACAAUCAACGGUAUGAUGAUGCGCAAUUAUAGAGAACAACUGGAGCGGGAAGAACUCGCCUUCACCCGCGGAGAAAUCGUCAAGGACACAGCAACUGGGCUGCUCCCCGUUGAAGCUCGGGAAGCAAGUACGCGACGAGCCCUUGGCGUUAGAGACCUACGGCUAACACUUGAGCUUGGCUCGGGCGUCCUUGGCCACAUGCCUCUGAUCAUUGAUCAGAUUAUGGGUGGCUAUCUGGAAGAUGAACUCGAAACCGAGAAGCAAGAUCGUCUCGAAAACGGGGUUAGUGAGCCUCGCGAAAUUAAGCCUGCCGAGGAUGAAAUGGAUAUUGAUGAUAUCGACGAUUCCUUUUCGGAUUGGGAGGGAGGUGCGGCUGCUGAUCGAGAGCAACUGGGCUGUUUACUCGACGAGUGUCUGUCCAUGGCAGCGUGA
This is a messenger RNA of Penicillium argentinense, 1263 nucleotides long. Its product is annotated as TADA1 family protein. The transcript is spliced from 4 exons. Gene Ontology annotation, molecular function: transcription coactivator activity. The coding region runs from base 1 to 1263 and encodes 420 amino acids. Lineage: Eukaryota; Fungi; Ascomycota; Eurotiomycetes; Eurotiales; Aspergillaceae. The record is from RefSeq and is a predicted model, not a curated record. Gene Ontology annotation, biological process: regulation of transcription by RNA polymerase II. Gene Ontology annotation, cellular component: SAGA complex.